AUGAGCAACGAAGCCCCUAAGAAGGAGUCCGUCAUGGGCGUACCUCCUUUCAUUAUCGAUUUCUUGAUGGGUGGUGUCUCCGCCGCCGUCUCCAAGACUGCCGCCGCUCCCAUCGAGCGUGUCAAGCUCUUGAUCCAGAACCAGGAUGAGAUGUUGAAGACUGGCCGUCUUGACCGCAAGUACGAUGGUAUCGUCGAGUGCUUCAAGAGAACCACUGCCCAAGAAGGUGUUGCAUCUCUCUGGAGAGGAAACACAGCCAACGUUAUCCGUUACUUCCCUACACAAGCCCUCAACUUCGCGUUCCGUGACACCUACAAGUCUAUGUUCGCCUUCAAGAAGGAGCGUGAUGGAUACGCCAAGUGGAUGAUGGGUAACUUGGCUUCCGGUGGAGCUGCCGGUGCCACCUCUCUGCUCUUCGUCUACUCCCUUGAUUACGCCCGUACCCGUCUUGCCAACGACAACAAGAACGCCAAGACUGGUGGUGAGCGUCAAUUCAACGGCCUGGUGGAUGUCUACAAGAAGACCUUGGCUUCCGAUGGUAUCGCCGGUCUCUACCGUGGUUUCGGUCCUUCCGUCGCCGGUAUUGUCGUUUACCGUGGUCUCUACUUCGGAAUGUACGACUCCAUCAAGCCCGUUCUCCUCGUCGGUCCUCUUGAGGGUAACUUCAUUGCCUCCUUCCUUCUCGGAUGGACCGUCACCACUGGUGCCGGUAUCGCCUCUUACCCCUUGGACACUAUCCGUCGUCGUAUGAUGAUGACCUCUGGUGAGGCCGUCAAGUACAAGUCUUCCAUGGAUGCUGGUCGCCAAAUCAUUGCCAAGGAGGGCGUCAAGUCUCUCUUCAAGGGUGCUGGUGCCAACAUUCUCCGUGGUGUUGCCGGUGCCGGUGUGUUGUCUAUCUACGAUCAAAUGCAGGUCUUGAUGUUCGGCAAGGCCUUCAAGUAA
Drepanopeziza brunnea f. sp. 'multigermtubi' MB_m1 is the source of this 942-nucleotide messenger RNA. RefSeq lists its product as uncharacterized. Gene Ontology annotation, molecular function: ATP:ADP antiporter activity. Gene Ontology annotation, cellular component: mitochondrial inner membrane. Gene Ontology annotation, biological process: mitochondrial ADP transmembrane transport; mitochondrial ATP transmembrane transport. The record is from RefSeq and is a predicted model, not a curated record. Lineage: Eukaryota; Fungi; Ascomycota; Leotiomycetes; Helotiales; Drepanopezizaceae.